Molecule: messenger RNA, 1710 nt
Organism: Podarcis muralis (Common wall lizard)
Lineage: Eukaryota; Metazoa; Chordata; Lepidosauria; Squamata; Lacertidae
Gene: KLF16
Product: KLF transcription factor 16
Biological process (GO): regulation of transcription by RNA polymerase II
Molecular function (GO): DNA-binding transcription factor activity, RNA polymerase II-specific; RNA polymerase II cis-regulatory region sequence-specific DNA binding
Source: RefSeq, a predicted model, not a curated record
GCCUGUGGGCUUGCGCCCCAGCCUGCGCCGAGAGAAACGCGCCGGCAUCGCGUCCCAGCCUGGUUUCUUUGCGCUCCACCCUCUGCGCGCUCCUCCCUCCGACGGCACCCAGGGGUGGAGACUGGCCGGGUAGGAGGGUCAAACCGUCGCAGCCUCAGUUGCCCUCGCCCCUGGCGCGUGCACGAGAGCGCGCGCCGCCCAGCCUGGGCGGGGACGGUCGCCGGCGUCCCUCCCCUCCUGCCGUCUCUCCACGUUGCGCCAGGGGCGAGGCGGAGCGGCGGCGGCGCGCAAGCCUGUCCAUCCGAGGAGGAGGCGAGGAGCCGCCUGGACGGCUUUUUUUGGGGAGCGAGGAAGGCGGUGCCAUCAUGUCGGGCUUGGAUUACCUGGCCGCCGAGUGUCUCGUUUCCAUCUCCACCGGAGCCCUGCUACACCCGGCCGCCGGAGCCAAGGAGGAGCGCGGGGCGCGCCCCAUCGUCGCGGCCCCGCCGGAGGCGGCGGGGGAAGCCCUGGGAGGAACCCCCGACGGCGCAGGCAACCUCUCCGGCGCGGCCAAGAGGCACCGAUGCCCUUUCCAGGGCUGCGCAAAAAUCUACGGCAAAUCUUCCCAUCUGAAGGCGCAUCUCCGGACGCACACGGGCGAGCGCCCGUUCCCUUGCAGUUGGCCCUCCUGCCAGAAGCGAUUCGCCCGUUCCGACGAGCUGGCACGCCACCUGCGCACCCACACCGGCGAGAAGCGCUUCGCCUGCCCGCUCUGCGAGAAGCGCUUCAUGCGCAGCGACCACCUGACCAAGCACGCCCGCCGCCACCCGGCUUUCCGCCCCGACAUGGUCCGGAGACCUGAAUCCCACAGCGCCUCUCCCAGUGACUCUGCCGCAAGCAGUCUGGCCGGGAGCCCCGCCCACGACAGCCCCGCCCCCUGAAAUGGCCCCGCUGCUACCCACGAUGCUUUGCUGGCCCCAGCCCACCAGGGACCCUCCGCUGGGCGAAGGGGGUCUGUUCCCGGUUCCCAUCUUGGCGCCUCCAGGGAGCAAGGGUUGCCGCUGGCGAUCGGAGGAACCGUUCCAGGCGACUUGCUUCGGUCCAUUCGAUUGCAACUUUCCACCUUCCCCUGCCCCACGUCUGCCGGGGUUUCUGCCGGCGUCUGGGUCCCCUCGCAGCCCCUUUGACUCGGUUUCCCAACGCAAAGGGACGUUCUCGGUUGGGUGUCCAAAUCGUCCCACCCUGCCGCUCCCUAUCACUUUCCGGAAAAGUCUGGAUUCUCGGCCCCCUUCCCCCGCUCCCCAAUACUCAGGAAAUGGGGGGGGAACGUAGUCUAGAACCCGCCAAACCUUUCUUUGGCCAGAUGCAUGGUUCUAGGAAGCUCAUUUAUAUGGUACAAUGGGACAGAGAUGUCCACAAUUGCACAUCACCUGGAUCUGGUAACCAAAGGUAGACUGCCUCUGGCUGGGGAGGAACGAUUGCAGUGAACAGAUGACUCCGAGAGGUUCAUAAACAGGGUACGGUAUAAUCCGAGCUGAUCCGGCGUCAUUUGUUCCCGGAACCUGGUCACCAGGGGUAUAUUCACCCCUAAAUAAUCUAUUCCUUGCUGUCAUGGCUGCCUGCAAUUAUUCGGAACCCAGCCUUAAAAGGGAAAACAAAUGCCGUAUUUUUCGCUCUAUAAGACGCACCAGACGCACCUAGUUUUUGGAGGAGGAAAACAAGGGGAAAAAA